AGCACCACUAUAAAAUUUUCUUUUAUUUACUUUUUUGUAACCGCAACAUGGAAAAGGAAAAUACAUAUUUUUGGAAUGAAUUUGAAUUGAAACAACCUCCUUUGGUGACCCUGCAAAUAGAGGACACGGGCUUUGCCAAGGACGUGUAUGUGGCCAUCAACAGGUUCCUGCAACAAUUGUCCGAACCGGAUGCGAAGGAUUUCGAGGAGACGGCAGCGUUGAUUGGAAGGUUGAAGGCGCGCAGAAAGAAUUCUUUCCGAAAUAUGCCAGGAUUUCGGGCUGUCUGUAAACUAAAUUCCGCAGUGUGCCGCCUGCUCCGUUUGGACUUGGCGAGGGAUCUAGAACAGUUUCGAGGUGCUUUGCCAGAUGUGUGCGAUGAAGAUUUGGGCGGAGCCAUGCCCACGCAGAGCAGCUUUAAAUUUAUAUUGGUGCGGAUCUUGGGUUUUUAUCAUCUCCACGAGCGAAUCAGGGAAUGCUGUCUCGCAGCAGCCACAUAUUUCACGCAACUACUGCGAAACAACUUUUUCAUGGACUUUACCACGCUGCUAAUCGCCGCUAUUGCCAAGAUCAACAAACUAAGUUCAUUACAAAGCAACAAGAGCGUCAUUCUAUAUAACAAGCUGCGCCCACAAAUAACAAACUUUCCGCAGGUGAAUAAGCACAAGUUUCUGGCGGAUAAUCAACAGCUUCCAGCUAAACUAGAACUUCUGAAAAGACCACUUGACCAAGAAAAGGCAGUCAAGGCACAGGAUCUAGUCUUGAAACCCACAAAGGUUGUGACCAAAGUAGAAAAAGCCAAGCUGGAAGCCAAAGCUGAUGUUGGCACUGUAAUAGCCAGAAAAGAAAUACACACUCAAGUUGUAACUAAAACGAAAUUUAAUGAAGAUGUUUUAGCCACUGUCGUCGAAGCUCAGAAAUUCAUUUCCCGCGAAUCCGAAGCCAGAAAGCAGAAUUCGGAGAGUUGCUUGACCAAGAAAAUACCAAAGCACGAGUGGUUAGCCGCGCAAACUCUGUUCCAGCGAAAGAUGUCGAAGGAUCCAGCAAAGGCAUUAAGUAUAUUUCGCAAAUUUAUUGUAAGCAAAAUAAAGUAACUUCACAUAACUUGGAUAAGA
Messenger RNA from Drosophila eugracilis, 1112 nucleotides. RefSeq lists its product as uncharacterized. Lineage: Eukaryota; Metazoa; Arthropoda; Insecta; Diptera; Drosophilidae. Gene Ontology annotation, biological process: positive regulation of Notch signaling pathway. Gene Ontology annotation, cellular component: nucleus. Bases 48 to 1091 code for a protein of 347 amino acids. The record is from RefSeq and is a predicted model, not a curated record. The transcript is spliced from 2 exons.